AUGUGUGCACAGAAGAAAAAGUCAACACAGGGCCAAGAAAAUGAGUCAGAGAGACACAUUCUCUGCCCGCACUGCUUGUUCAACACAUACCUCACUUGGACCCAACAUUUGCUAACAUUUAACUUGCCUAGUGAACUGUAUCAUCAUAUCUUUGGUCAUGGACAUUCCACCAAUCAACAAUUUAUUGUGACGCAUAGCUUCAAGUGUCGCAUACCACAAUGUGCUCAUCAUGGUGACCAGCUUCCUUUAGCAGAGUACUUUUCUCAUUUACACAACGACCACAGUUUUGAUCUGCUUGUGGUCCAUGACAACAAUCCUGACAACAUUCCUCUUCAACUCUCCUCACCCAUCAUGUGGCAUGAUGUUGCAGCACUCCAGCAUGCUAAGAGUAUGAAGAAUAUACCCAAUGUGUGCUUGAACAGCAUGCAGCACAGAUCUCGUGAGCUCAAGGGCCUCGUCAAGAAGUAUGGUCACUUGGACAAAGGCAAGGGUAAAGCAGUGAAAAAGGAUUUCUUGGACAAGGAUAAGGUUGAACUACUGGACCCAGAUAGAAGAAUGGCCAUAGCUUGUACUGUAUUGUAA
This is a messenger RNA of Laetiporus sulphureus 93-53, 582 nucleotides long. RefSeq lists its product as uncharacterized. The record is from RefSeq and is a predicted model, not a curated record. The transcript is spliced from 5 exons. The coding region runs from base 1 to 582 and encodes 193 amino acids. NCBI's taxonomy places the organism in Eukaryota, Fungi, Basidiomycota, Agaricomycetes, Polyporales, Laetiporaceae.